This is a messenger RNA of Aspergillus saccharolyticus JOP 1030-1, 1851 nucleotides long. Its product is annotated as bifunctional aminopeptidase/epoxide hydrolase. Gene Ontology annotation, cellular component: cytosol. NCBI's taxonomy places the organism in Eukaryota, Fungi, Ascomycota, Eurotiomycetes, Eurotiales, Aspergillaceae. Gene Ontology annotation, molecular function: epoxide hydrolase activity; zinc ion binding; aminopeptidase activity. The coding region runs from base 1 to 1851 and encodes 616 amino acids. The record is from RefSeq and is a predicted model, not a curated record. The transcript has 10 exons. Gene Ontology annotation, biological process: proteolysis.
AUGGCCAAUGUCAAUUUUCCGAGGGACCCCAAUACCCUUAGCAACUACCAUAAUUGGCGGUGCACCCAUAUCACAGCUAAUUUUGACGUCCUUUUUCACGAGAAAAAGCUCGUGGGCAGCGUGACGCAGACAUUCCGGUCAGCCACCAAUGGCGAGUCGCAGGAGAUCCUCUUGGACUCAAAUCAUGUGGAUAUUCGCAGCGUCAACCUCAAUGGCAGGCCUUUGUAUUGGGAGCUUCUCCCACCCUCCGAACCAUACGGCAGAGCAUUGAAGAUUAAGCUUGACCGGUGUGUGAAGGAGAAUGAAACAAUCGAUAUCGAGAUCACUCUUCAGACCACCGAGAAAUGCACCGCCCUUCAGUGGCUGACCCCGGCCCAAACAUCUAACAAGAGGCAUCCGUAUAUGUUCUCUCAAUGCCAGGCGAUUCAUGCUCGGUCUAUAUUCCCAUGCCAAGAUACACCCGAUGUCAAGUCAACGAUUGAUUUUAACAUCUCGUCACCACUACCCGUGAUUGCGAGUGGUCUGCCCGUCCGCAACUCGUUAGAGACGCCUCUACCCAGUGCGAUGACAUUAUAUCGAUUUCACCAGCGGGUGCCCAUCCCAAGCUACCUUUUCGCUCUGGCCAGCGGAGACAUCACCGAGGCAGUGAUUGGGCCACGAAGUGUUGUCGCUACCAGCCCCGACAAGCUCGGCGAAUGCCAGUGGGAACUUGAAGCCGAUACGGAGAAAUUCAUCGAGGCAAUUGAGGAAAUUGUCUACCCAUAUGCUUGGGGCAAGUACAAUGUUUUGAUUCUUCCACCAAGUUUCCCUUAUGGAGGAAUGGAGAAUCCGAUUUUCACCUUUGCCACACCCAGUAUUAUCUCCAAGGACAGAGAAAAUAUUGAUGUCAUUGCCCAUGAGCUCGCGCACAGCUGGAGUGGUAAUCUUGUGACCAAUGCUUCAUGGGAACAUUUCUGGCUUAACGAGGGUUGGACCACUUACCUGGAAAGAAGGAUACUUGCUGCGGUUCAUGGCGAAUCGUAUCGACACUUCUCGGCGCUUAUAGGGUGGAAAGCGCUUACAGAUUCAGUUGAGCAUUUCGGACAUGACCAUGAAUUUACCAAACUCGUCACGGAUCUCAAAGGCAAAGAUCCCGACGAUGCGUUCUCUAGUAUUCCAUAUGAGAAGGGAUUUAACUUCCUUUUCCAUCUGGAGAAUCUAGUGGGCAAGCAUAAAUUCGACCAGUUCAUCCCUCAUUACUUCACACAGUUCAAGGAGAAAUCUCUAGAUUCAUACGAAUUCAAAGCGACGAUACUAGAGUUUUUUCAGUCCGACAUGGAAGCCUCCAAGCUUCUGAAUGAGCUUGAUUGGGAUAGAUGGUUUUACGCGCCAGGCUUACCACCCAAGCCGGACUUCGAUACCUCGCUUGUCGACGUUGUCUAUAGCCUAUCGAGGAAGUGGAAGGCCAUGCCCGGCUCUCCUUUCAAACCCGACUCUAGUGACAUCAAGGACCUGACGGCCAAUCAAAUCAUAGUAUUUUUAGAGCAAGUCCUUCUCUUUGAGGAACCACUCACUCCGGAAUUGUCGAGGCUUAUGGGGGAAGUAUAUGGUCUUGCAAGGAGCGAGAAUAUAGAAGUUGCCAACCUGUAUUUCCAAGUUGGUCUGAAGGCCGGUGACAACGGUGUUAUUGAACCAACAACGCAGCUGCUUGGCAGGAUUGGUAGGAUGAAAUUCGUGAGACCUCUGUAUCGGAGCUUGCAGAAGGUCAAUCGCCCAGUCGCUGUCGAAACUUUCGAGCAAAAUAAGGCCUUCUAUCAUCCUAUUUGCCGUGCCAUGGUCGAAAAGGAUCUAUUCGGUAAGAAAGAUGCAUGA